GCAAAAUUGUUGUUUGUCAACAAUCAUGAAUUUCGUUUUUGGUGUAAAGUAAAAUUAGAUUAUUCUUUCCAAUAAAGUUAGGGAACUUAAGUCUUAAAUUAACAGCUGUUGUUUAUUCAAUAAAAAAUAUAUAUUCAUUCUAUUAUAAAUUUUUAUCGUGAUAAAUAAUUGAAGCAGUUGUGAAAUUUAAUUAUUUUAUCUAUCAGUGCUCGACCACAAGAACGUGACAUGAUUUGAACUCAUUAAUUAUAAUGCCGGAGAGUGACGAGAGCGAUUUAGUGUACGAAAUCGACGAUAAAGGUCAAAAUAUGCUGGUGAGAUCGCUGGAAUCAACACAAAGGGCAUAUCUCAGGUUUACGAAUAAAACAUCGCGUCCUGUCGACGUGUGGUGGCGGGAUUUCCGUGGGAUGAAGCGACAUUACGUGCGAUUGGAUGAAGGAUCGCAUUUCGACAUUAAUUCCUUUAUCACUCACCCGUGGGAGUUCACUGACGUAGCAACAAAGGAACGGUACGUGAUAAAUAAUAAUCCGAUAUAUCGUCCGCCGAGGAAUAUAGGCGGUAUGAUGUUCCGAACUAAUUGGAACAUAACAAUCAGUGUCCGAAGUUUGAGACAGACUGUGUUGCUGUCUUUGGCAUUGCAUUUAAAAGAUUCCAAUGCAGUGAACGCACUGGGGUUGCCGAGGACUCUAGCAGAGGAGUUGCAGCAUUUAACAAAUCUAUUUCACACUCCACUACCUCCGCCAAGUAGAGACUGAGGGUUGAUAUUAUGUAUUAUUGUACUUAUCGGCUGCUUUGUGUACAUGUCGUCUAUACUGUGGGUGAACUUUUUACCACCCUUCCAUAAACAUAGAGAAUAAGUGCGGAUGAUAAUAUGUAUCGCAGAUAUUAAGGAUGAAGGGUCUGUCUACAGAAUGUCUUAAUGUGAUAUAAUAUUUAGAUAUAUGUUUAUAUAUUAUUGGAUCUGAUGUAAUUAUGUCAAUAAUCAGGGCUUAUAUUACAUUAUAUGUGUAAAAUAUUGUAAAUUGUAAAUAAUAUUCAAUAUACAUUAUUGUCUUGACUUAAGCUUACUCAAAGUAUCACUUCAAUUCUUGUUUCUCACAAACUUGGUUAUCUAAAAUAAUCAGAACUACUUAUUAUGUAUACUUCCACUCAAUUGAUAUUUCUUAGGUUUCAGCCUACCAUUGAAAAUAAGCAAUAUAUUGGAUAAAAAAGUCGUUUAAUUAACUUAAGCAUUUAUGUACUUGCUUAUAAAAUGAUUCUGUACUGUACAUUGUUACUACAUUUUGUAUAUAAUAUAAAUAUGUAUCAUUUUUUUAUUGAUGUA
Molecule: messenger RNA, 1324 nt
Organism: Colias croceus (clouded yellow)
Lineage: Eukaryota; Metazoa; Arthropoda; Insecta; Lepidoptera; Pieridae
Gene: Vhl
Product: von Hippel-Lindau tumor suppressor homolog
Exons: 1
Coding region: 252-755 (167 amino acids)
Source: RefSeq, a predicted model, not a curated record